This is a messenger RNA of Paramisgurnus dabryanus, 2155 nucleotides long. NCBI's taxonomy places the organism in Eukaryota, Metazoa, Chordata, Actinopteri, Cypriniformes, Cobitidae. The record is from RefSeq and is a predicted model, not a curated record.
GUGGGCGGGUUUUAUUAUGCUUUACAUUAAGGAACUGUGUUUAGCACACAUCAGGUAAAAACAAGUUGCAAAUGAACUGUCACUUUGUAAAUCUCCGUAACGCUUGAGCGAGAACUACUACAACUAGUUUGUAAAUACUGUUCUCAGGGAAUCAUUCAGGAUGUGGGGACAUAAAGGCCUUUUAUGCUGCUGUCUAUGGGUUUAUUUGGAUGCAGUGCCAGUUGCUGUGGAUAAGACAAAAGUGAGCCCUCCACCAGAGGAACUGGAGUCACCUAAAAGUGUAGACACUGGACUACACUAUGACCGUUAUCUCAGAGAGGUUAUUGAUUUCCUGGAAACGGACCAACAUUUCAAAGAGAAACUUCAUAACACAGACAUGGAAGACAUUAAGCUAGGGAAGCUGGCUAAAGAGUUGGACUUUGUCAGCCAUCACGUGCGCACUAAACUGGAUGAGCUAAAGAGACAGGAGGUGAACCGACUGCGCACCUUAAUCAAAGCCAAACAAGACGUGAAUGGAGAUAAAGGUAUGACAGUGGACCACCAAGCUCUUCUGAAACAGUUUGAGCACCUCAAUAACAUGAAUCCACAUACGUUUGAAGUGGAAGAUUUGGAUCGCCUCAUUAAAUCGGCCACUAAUGACUUGGAGAACUUUGACAAGGAGCAACACGAAGAGUUUAAGAAAUACGAGAUGACGAAGGAGCAUGAGAGGAGGGAACGACUUAAGAUGCUGGAUGAGGAAGCACGUAAGAAAGAAGAGGAACAUUAUGAAGAGAUGAAGCAGAAACAUGCAGACCAUGGCAAAAUCAAUCACCCUGGCAGUCAAGACCAGUUAAAAGAGGUCUGGGCGGAGACUGAUGGUUUAGACCCCAGCGAAUUUGACCCAAAGACAUUUUUUAAUCUUCACGACACCAAUGGAGAUGGUUACUUUGAUGAGCAAGAGCUUGAGGCACUGUUUACAAAAGAGCUGGAGAAGAUCUAUGAUCCCACACGUGAAGAGGAUGAUAUGCUGGAAAUGGAGGAGGAGAGACUUCGAAUGAGAGAACAUGUGAUGAAUGAGGUUGACACCAAUAGAGACAGGCUUGUUUCAUUAGAAGAAUUUAUGAUUGCCACAAAUAAGAAAGAAUUUCUAGAGCCAGAUGGUUGGGAGACUCUGGAGCAAAAUCCAGUUUACACUGAAGACGAGUUAAGAGAUUUUGAGGAGCAUCUGGCUCGUGAGGAACAAGAACUCAACCAGAAGACACAUGAUCUACACAUACAGCGAGAAGAGCUGGAGAGACAGCAGGAGCAGCUUAAUAAUCAGAAAACUGAGCUACAGCAGGCAGUAGAGCACAUGGAGAGGUUGAAAGCACAGAAAACUGAGCUUCCAGUCCAGGCAAAAGGGAAUGCAGUACUACCUGCUGUGGAGCUAUUACCUGUGGACAGUCAACCCAUACCACAAGGUCAUCAGGAAGACCUGCCAGCACAUUCUUAACCAUUGAAGCUCUUCUCAAUGUUGAGUGUGUGUGUGUGUGUGUGUGUGUGUGUGUGUGUGUGUGCGUGCGUGCGUGCGUGCGUGCGUGCGUGCGUGUCAUGUAUUUCCCUCUCUUUAUUCAAAAGGACAAGUUAUUGUCUCUCAGCACAAAAAGCUUAACAUUAUUUGAUUAUUAAGAAUAUUGACCUUAAGUUAUGAUAUGCCUAAUAGACUGCUAAAGGAUAUACAGUCACUGUUUUACUCAUCCAAUUGCUGUGAUGUUGAGCCAAUUUACUGGUAAAAGUUAUUAUUACAUUACAUAAAUGUACUAGAGAUUUUUGGUUUCUAGUUGUCUUUGAUUGGUCAUUUCAUGUAGAUUUAUAUUUCUAUAAAAUGAUUCAAUUAUCUAAGCUUCAAUGAUUUUCUGCUCUUGCUAUUACAACUGUAUAUUAAUAACUUUCACAGUGUCCUGGGAUCUGGCCACUCAUUUUUGUCCACUGUAGUGGACAUUGUUUUGUCCUCAAAUCUCUCAUAUUAUGCAUGUCCUUUUUGUUAAAUCCUUAUUUCUAAAACUGUACAUUUGGAUUUUUAAAAUCACAUCACAUGUAAGGGGAUUUGACCUUGCCAACUCGUUUCAUCUUUUCAAAAUGACCGACCUUUUAACAAGCAUAUCUUAGAAAAGAAAAAAGCCAAGGAUGAAAAUUA